Messenger RNA from Puma concolor (puma), 2106 nucleotides. Lineage: Eukaryota; Metazoa; Chordata; Mammalia; Carnivora; Felidae. The record is from RefSeq and is a predicted model, not a curated record.
GUUUUAUAAAUGGAUACUGACAUGGACUACGAAAGACCCAACGUUGAAACCAUCAAGUGUGUGGUCGUGGGAGACAACGCCGUGGGGAAGACGCGCUUGAUCUGUGCCAGAGCGUGUAACACAACGCUAACGCAGUAUCAGCUGCUGGCCACCCACGUGCCUACCGUGUGGGCGAUCGACCAGUACCGAGUGUGCCAGGAGGUCCUGGAGCGUUCCCGGGAUGUUGUUGAUGAAGUGAGCGUUUCUCUCAGGCUUUGGGAUACUUUUGGCGAUCAUCACAAAGACAGGCGUUUUGCAUAUGGCAGGUCUGAUGUUGUGGUCCUCUGUUUUUCGAUUGCUAAUCCCAAUUCCCUAAAUCAUGUGAAAACCAUGUGGUAUCAAGAAAUCAAGCACUUUUGCCCUCGCACACCUGUUGUUCUAGUUGGCUGCCAGCUAGAUCUCCGCUAUGCUGAUCUUGAAGCUGUUAAUCGAGCCAGACGCCCUUUAGCAAGGCCCAUAAAGAGAGGGGAUAUUCUGCCCCCAGAAAAAGGCCGAGAGGUUGCAAAGGAGCUGGGCAUACCGUACUAUGAGACAAGCGUGUUUGACCAGUUCGGAAUCAAGGACGUGUUUGACAAUGCGAUCCGAGCAGCGCUGAUUUCCCGCCGACACCUGCAGUUCUGGAAAUCCCACCUAAAGAAAGUCCAGAAGCCUUUACUUCAGGCACCAUUCCUACCUCCAAAAGCCCCUCCGCCGGUUAUCAAGGUUCCAGAAUGUCCCUCCAUGGGGACAAGCGAAGCUGCCUGUUUACUGGACAAUCCUCUGUGUGCCGACGUCCUGUUCAUCCUUCAGGACCAAGAGCACAUCUUUGCACAUCGAAUUUACCUCGCUACCUCCUCUUCCAAAUUUUAUGAUCUUUUUUUAAUGGAAUGUGAAGAAACCCCAAAUUGGAGCGAAGGAGCUGGUGAGAAAGAGAAGCAGAGCAGGGAUUGCCAGGGGCGGGCAUUGAGCCUUGACCCAGACGAGGAGCGGGAGGAAGGAACGCCAAGGACACCUCAGGCCAAUCAGUGGAAGGCCUCGAGCCAGAACCUGUCCCAGCAGGAGAGUCUGGCUCUGGAAGGCGAGAGCUCAACUCCGGAGACACAGACCUUAUCAGGCUGGAGCAAGGGGUUCCUUGGCAUGCACAAGGAAAUGCAAGCCAAUCCCGUUUCAAAGCGCGUGGGCCCUGUCACUGUGGUCAGGAUGGACUCCUCCGUCCAGCCAGGCCCUUUCCGGACCCUGCUCCAGUUUCUUUAUACGGGACAACUGGAUGAAAAGGAAAAGGACUUGGUGGGCCUGGCUCAGAUCGCAGAGGUUCUGGAGAUGUUUGAUUUGAGGAUGAUGGUGGAAAACAUCAUGAACAAGGAGGCCUUCAUGAACCAGGAGAUUACAAAAGCAUUUCAUGUCAGGAAGGCCAAUCGGAUAAAAGAGUGCCUCAGCAAAGGGUCGUUCUCAGAUGUGACGUUCAGGUUGGAUGAUGGAGCCAUCAGUGCCCACAAACCAUUGCUGAUCUGUAGCUGCAAGUGGAUGGCUGCCAUGUUUGGGGGCUCAUUUGUGGAAAGCACCAACAGUGAGGUGUAUCUCCCGAACAUAAACAAGAUGUCAAUGCAAGCGGUAUUGGAUUAUCUUUAUACCAAGCAGUUGUCACCUAACUUGGACCUGGACCCACUGGAAUUAAUUGCCUUGGCAAACAGAUUUUGCCUGCCACACUUGGUUGCACUUGCAGAGCAGUAUGCUGUUCAGGAGCUGACGAAGGCCGCAAUGAGCGGCGUGGGCAUCGACGGGGAAGUGCUCUCUUAUUUGGAACUGGCCCAGUUCCACAACGCCCACCAGUUGGCCGCCUGGUGUUUGCACCACAUCUGCACCAACUACAACAGCGUUUGUUCCAAGUUCCGCAAGGAAAUCAAAUCGAAAUCUGCAGACAACCAGGAAUACUUUGAGCGGCACCGCUGGCCCCCUGUGUGGUACCUGAAGGAAGAAGACCACUACCAGCGCGUGAAAAGGGAACGAGAGAAGGAAGACAUUGCACUAAAUAAACAUCACUCGAGACGGAAGUGGUGCUUCUGGAAUUCAUCUCCAGCAGUCGCCUGA